GUUUGGAAGCCGUCAAAAUUACUUGGGUCUCAAGCAGACUUGAUAUUCAGCGGGUUGCAAUUACUUUUGUUCAGUGCAGUUUCCAGUUCUUUUGAAUCAGCUGUCAUUCUUAUAAACUGUUUCUGAUCUCAUUGUUGACUAGCUACCGAGGCUAGGUCGCUGGCUGGCUAGCUAAAUUAGCUGGCUGCUCAUACUGAAAAUGAACGUCGAUCCUCCACAGCCAGUCACGACUGGAGGCACAUCUUCGCACUCUUCAACCUCCACCAGCAACAGCAAUAACUGUAUCAGCAACAACAAUAAUGUAGUCUCCAACCCCAGCAGUAUUCCGUCUGUAGCGACCAGCAAUGUCCCUACCUCGGCUGCUUUGGCCCCUCCCUCAGCAGAAACGUCUGUUGCUAAUGGGGUGUAUGUACCCACGGGGAUCGCCAACGGUGACGUAAAGCCCGUCAUCUCCACCACUCCGCUGGCUGAUUUCCUGAUGCAGCUGGAAGACUAUACUCCGACGAUCCCAGAUGCUGUGACGGGCUAUUACCUCAACCGUGCUGGGUUUGAAGCCUCAGAUCCUCGCAUAAUUCGUCUGAUCUCCCUGGCUGCUCAGAAGUUCAUCUCGGACAUCGCAAAUGAUGCCUUGCAACACUGCAAAAUGAAGGGCACUGCAUCAGGCAGCUCUAGAAGCAAGACGAAGGACAAGAAGUACACACUAACGAUGGAAGACCUGUCUCCAGCUCUCACUGAGUAUGGCAUCAAUGUGAAGAAGCCCCACUACUUCACAUAAUAUCUGGGCCUUUGCAGAGGUUGGACUGCUGAAACCGCGAAGCCCUGGAGCCCCUCUGGUCCCAGUUUUCAGCCAUGCCUGCACCUCCUCACAAGGACAUGUACCACUUUUGGUUACUCUCGUUUGGCCCUGUAUAGGAGGGAUACAGAAAACAAUUUGCUCUUUCAGUGAUGUUUUGUUAGCGUUUUUUUUUUUCCUUUUAUAGCCUAGAAACAAUUCUGAUUGUCUGAUUUUAAGUCUGUUGUAUUUUUGACACCAAUAAACGCUCAAAAGGCCAAUGUUUUUCCACAGUUGUGACCUGUUUCAUGUUACCGCUGUUUGAAGUUAGAACAAUGGAAAUAAUUACGUAAUAGAGAAGAAGUUACCCUGCAGGUUUUUGCAUUUUAGUUGAAUGGUGCCUCUAGGUAGUAGAGAGAGCACAGAGUCUUUUUGAAAAGGUUGUCACUCAGAUGAGAUUAAAUCCAUAAGUGUCAGAUGUAAACUCAUAUAUAAUUAUAAAUAAGUACUGUGGUCUAGCUGAAUAGUACUAUGGAUUAAAUCUAGAGCAAAACAAUGCAUUCUUGCUGAUUCAGAACCAUAAACUGUGCAUAUAAUUUUCUCAAGAAUAAACAGUAUUUGACAA
Messenger RNA from Megalops cyprinoides (Indo-Pacific tarpon), 1397 nucleotides. It is a transcript of the gene taf10, whose product is annotated as TAF10 RNA polymerase II, TATA box binding protein (TBP)-associated factor. Gene Ontology annotation, molecular function: RNA polymerase II general transcription initiation factor activity; promoter-specific chromatin binding. The transcript has 5 exons. Gene Ontology annotation, biological process: transcription initiation at RNA polymerase II promoter. Gene Ontology annotation, cellular component: SAGA complex; nucleus; transcription factor TFIID complex. Lineage: Eukaryota; Metazoa; Chordata; Actinopteri; Elopiformes; Megalopidae. The record is from RefSeq and is a predicted model, not a curated record. Bases 200 to 775 code for a protein of 191 amino acids.